Molecule: messenger RNA, 552 nt
Organism: Babesia bigemina
Lineage: Eukaryota; Apicomplexa; Aconoidasida; Piroplasmida; Babesiidae
Product: U3 small nucleolar ribonucleoprotein protein IMP3-like protein, putative
Exons: 3
Coding region: 1-552 (183 amino acids)
Biological process (GO): rRNA processing
Cellular component (GO): small ribosomal subunit; Mpp10 complex; small-subunit processome
Molecular function (GO): structural constituent of ribosome; snoRNA binding; rRNA binding
Source: RefSeq, a predicted model, not a curated record
AUGAGGCAGCUGAAGUACCACGAGCAGAAAUUGCUCAAGAAGGUCAACCUAUUCGACUGGAAGCGAGUAGACACGCAUAGGGAGACCAAAAUUUUACGGAGGUACUACAUACAGGACCCGGAGGACUACCACAAGUACAACAAAAUCGUAGGCAAGAUAACCAAACUGGUCAGCGAGCUAAGGAAGCUCCCAGAGGACGAUGCAUUCCGAAUAAAAAUGACGGACGCGCUGCUGGAAAAAAUGUACCAGAUGGGGCUAAUAAGUGUACGCGGCAACCUGGAGCUGUGCGAGCGCCUAUCCGCCAGCGUUUUUUGCAGGCGCCGGCUUGCCACGGUUCUCGUGCAGCGCAAGUUCUGCGAGCAUCUCAAGCAGGCUAUCACGUACAUCGAGCAAGGGCACAUCAAGGUUGGGCUUGAAAUCGUGAAUAACCCCGCGUACCACGUCACCAGAGAGCUGGAGGACCACAUCACCUGGGCCCAGGGCUCCAGGAUAAAGGAGAAGGUACUCGACUUCACCGGCGCCAGAGACGAUUUCGAACUGCUGGGAAACUAG